ACUUAAAAGCAGUUUUUGCUGGCAGAAAAGAAGAAAUCAAUCUAGACAAGGAAGUCAUUGACACAAAUGUAAAUAACCUCUUACAAUAGCAACCUUUCUUCCAAGUUGUUUCAUUUCACUCCAAUAACGCAUGAAGAGGUUUAGUCCAGACAUAUUGCAUCCUUAAUGGCUAACGCUGUCUGGUCAGAUAAAGUACUCCAGCUGCUCCACCGAAUGAAUAACUUUUAUUUGCCAGGUUCUUGUCGUGCAAAUUGCCUGCGUUUUGAGGUGAACGGAAGCAAAGUUGGUUGGAUCCUCCCGCACGUCGCUUCACUGUUGACAGGCUAUGGAGAUGUGUUCAAAUCAACACAAGGGGGCGCCCUGUCCCUGUGCGAGAGCUUGGAUUCGUACACGAAACGAUCAGAGGCCGUGGAUGAUGUCCUGUCGGUGCUUAGACAAGAUCAUUCAUUGCACUGCCUGAAAGGAUGGAGAGAUGAGAGGUACAGCGUUAUGGACAAAUUCUCAGACUCACCUGUGAUGUGGAUGGAAAGAGCAGCUACCAGUCUUUUUGGCAUCAAGCGCUAUGGAGUCCACAUCAAUGGAUACACCGUUAGUGAUAAUGGGGAGGUCAGCAUGUGGCUUGCACGGCGUUCCCCCACGAAACAGACCUAUCCUGGACUAUUGGACAAUAUAGCAGCAGGUGGUCUGGCUGCUGGCAUGAGCAUCAAGCACACACUAGUGAAAGAAUGUCAGGAAGAAGCAUGUAUCCCACAAGCCCUUGCAGAGAAGGCCCGCCCUGUGUCCACUGUAAGCUACACGUAUGAAGAUGGAGAGGGGGUGUUUUCAGAAAGCCAGUUUGUCUUUGAUUUGGAACUUCCUCCAUCCUUCAAUCCCAGAGUCGGCGAUGGAGAAGUGCAGGACUUCUACCUUCUGCCCAUAGAUGAGGUGAAGGAACUUCUGGCCACUGAAGAUUUCAAACCAAACUGUGCUAUGGUGGUGCUGGACUUUCUCAUUAGACAUUCAUUUAUCGAGCCUGACAAAGAGCCAUUUUACCAAGAUUUUGUAUCCGGACUCCAUCAAGCGUUAUAGAACACGUCUCCACCAUUUAAGGCCAACGGCAUUGAUAGAAAUCAAACAGCAGGAUUGUUAAAAGAUGAAAAAAAAAUUAUGCAGCGUUAAAAUUGAGAAUAUGAAGGUAUAGUAGAGCGUCACUGCAUAUCAUGUGAUGUAGUGGAGAAAUAAUGAAACUCAAUGGUAUCCACAUCGAAUGGGAAUGUACUACAUUUGCUGCAUCAUUGAAUAACACAUGAUGUGAGGUCAAAACUUUUAUUACACCAGUAUAAUGUAUUCAUUAGGUUAUUGUUGAGGUUGUUUGAUAAACAUGAAAAAAGACAUUGGGAUCUCUAAUUCAUUAACAAUGCAUCCCAUUUCACAACUUGAAAAUGAUCUUUUAUCACAAUGAGCUUUUUUUGUAAAUUCUGUGGAUUGGAGGUAAUCUAAGCAAGAUAGAAUAUGACAUGGAAAACAUGAGAGACUUAAACAUUUUCACAGACUGUACUUCCUCAUGUAAAAGCUGGCAAAUUGUGUCUAAUAAGGAAAACAAAUGCUAGAAUUUGCUCCCUCCUGUCAUUCAGUCACAUAAAGUUGCACAUUGUUUACCAUCGAGGCCAAAUGACUAUACUGGUGUGUUUAUAGUCGCUGUUCACUGUGCAGAGACCUCAACCAACCACA
Doryrhamphus excisus (bluestripe pipefish) is the source of this 1710-nucleotide messenger RNA. It is a transcript of the gene tpk2, whose product is annotated as thiamin pyrophosphokinase 2. NCBI's taxonomy places the organism in Eukaryota, Metazoa, Chordata, Actinopteri, Syngnathiformes, Syngnathidae. The record is from RefSeq and is a predicted model, not a curated record. Gene Ontology annotation, molecular function: 8-oxo-dGDP phosphatase activity.